UCCCUGUCCUAACAGUGGCCUCACUCACACACAACAUCCCGUUUACCUGCGGUUGUCCCGUGUCUCACCGGACUGAGCUCGUCACAGCACAUUUCUCCUCUGAUAGGUGGACAUCAGCGCUGGUCCUCCCCCCUCCUCCCCCCUCUCCUCCCUCCCAUCCUCUCUCCGUCUCCUGUCGUGUUUACUAUAGGUGAGAUAGCCGUAUAAAUUCCUGAGUGUGCGCAGACCGCAUCCUCAGAGGAGAGUGGAAAAGGAGGAGGAGGUGUAGGAGCAGGAAAAACAAGCGAACCAAGGGAGCGUAGCUAUAGCUGUGUUUACUGUUCACCGGGAUAAACGCAGGAGAAAAAAAACGCAGACUUCCUCAACACGGUCCUCCACGGCUGAGAAACCUCACUGGAUGCAGAGAGGAGGAGGAGGAGGAGGAGGGGGAGAGCGUGGAUGCUGAUUACACCGACAAACCCAGAAAGGAAGAAUUUACAGACGCUGCUUUUUAGACUAAACCCUGAACUGACGUGGAAUAAGCCUUUGGAUUUCACCAGCGAUGGACCUGAGCUGUCGGCGCUGAGGCUCCCUGUUCUCUGGUUGUUGAUGACCACAGUCCCUCAUGGCGCUCGUUCAUGAACCUCGUGCUCCCUCUCCCUCUCUCUCCGGCUUCAACUCACCCCUCUCUGACCCUCCAUCCUUUCGGCGGCUCGAUGCUGAAACGCCAUGCACCCCGGAAAUGGACCUGACCCCGACUCAGUGCGUCCUCCGCAACGUCCUCUCCAUAGAUACCGGGGGCGCCAUCGAGCCCGGGGGCGGAGGAGGUGGAGGAGGAGGAGGAGAGGGUCAGACCGCCGGGCACAACCAGACACCGGGCGAUGAACAGCCGGAGCACUUUGCCAACAGCGUCCUGAAGCUCCACGAGCAUGACGGGAGUCCUGGGAGGACGGAGGGAGACGGGCAGGGGUCGGACAGCAGCGCGGUCAGGAGCCAGGCGGACGACGCCAGGCUACAGUGCCAGUCCACCGGAGGGGGCGGAGGGUUCCUGGAGGGGCUGUUUGGGUGUCUGCGGCCCGUCUGGACUAUGAUUGGCAAAGCCUACUCCACAGAGCACAAACACGACCUGGACGAGGCAUGGGAGGUCCCAUUCGAGGAGAUAUCGGACCUGCAGUGGGUGGGCAGCGGAGCCCAGGGCGCCGUCUUCCUGGGUAAACUUCACGGACAGGAAGUGGCAGUAAAGAAAGUGAGAAACAUCAAAGAGACUGACAUCAAGCACCUUCGCAAGCUCAAACACCCAAACAUCAUCACUUUCAAAGGUAUUUGUACCCAGGCUCCGUGUUACUGCAUCAUCAUGGAGUACUGUGCUCAGGGGCAGCUGUACGAGGUGCUGAGAGCGGGCAGGAAGAUCACUCCAUCCCUGCUCAUGGACUGGGCCAUGGGCAUCGCUGGGGGCAUGAACUACCUUCACCUCCACAAGAUCAUCCACAGAGACCUCAAGUCACCAAACAUGCUGAUCACCUACGACGACUCGGUGAAGAUCUCUGAUUUCGGCACGUCCAAAGAGCUCAGCGACAAGAGCACCAAGAUGUCCUUUGCUGGGACGGUGGCCUGGAUGGCUCCGGAGGUCAUUCGCAACGAACCCGUCUCGGAGAAGGUGGAUAUUUGGUCUUUUGGCGUCGUGCUGUGGGAGAUGCUGACAGGAGAGGUGCCCUAUAAGGAUGUGGACUCCUCUGCUAUCAUCUGGGGAGUGGGCAACAACAGUCUACAGCUGCCUGUGCCUGAUAGCUGUCCAGACAGCUUCAAACUGCUCCUGAGGCAAUGCUGGAACUGCAAGCCAAGAAACAGGCCAUCGUUUCGACAGAUUCUCCUGCACCUGGACAUCGCCUCAGCAGACAUCUUAUCUACUCCACAGGAAACUUACUUUCAGUCUCAGGCGGAGUGGAGAGACGAGGUGAGGCACCACUUUGAGAAGAUCAAGUCUGAGGGGACGUGUCUUCACAGGCUGGACGAGGAGCUGAUCAAACGACGCAGAGAGGAACUCAGACAUGCACUGGACAUCCGGGAGCACUACGAGAGGAAACUGGAGAGAGCCAACAAUCUGUACAUGGAGCUGAAUGCUAUCAUGCUGCAGCUGGAGAUCAAAGAGAAAGAACUGCUCAAGAGGGAGCAGUCACUGGAUAAGAAGUACCCAGGCUGCUUCAAGCACCACAGCUCCAGACAGUCAGCCUCCUCCAACUCGAUGGAGAAACUCAUGAAGAAACGCAACGUACCUCAGAAACUGCCCUCACACAGCAAGAGGCCAGAUUUGUUAAAGUCAGAAGUCAUUCUUCCCAAACUGGACUCGUCCAUGACCCAGGUCACGAUACCCAACAAAGGCUCUACCUCCCCUGGUCGCUCACGCCGAGGAAAACCCCGCUACAGGAAGGCUGGAAAAGGCAGCAGUGGGGAUUUGGCUCAGCUGAAAGCCACACUGUCUUCGUCUUUAGCAAUGGUCAACGCCACCUCGUCCGUUCCCAGCAGCAAGCACCAUCUAGACCCCAGCGCGGCCCUCAGGGGCCUGCAGCACGACCUGCUGCUCAAGAAGAUGUCCUCCUCCAGCCCCGAUCUCAUCUCGACCACCCUGGAGGCCGAGGGCCGGAGGAAGGGGCAGGCGAGGCCGGGGCUGGACAGAGCAGGCAGUCAGAGCGCCUCAGCCGGACUGGGGGAGAGCGGAGGACCUGGGGGGCCGGGGGAAGGGCCGGACGUGGGCGUGGGGACCGACGACCUGGCGGAGACACCCCCACGCAGUGACACACCCAGCGAAGACGCAGCUUCCAUCCCGUUCUCCAGCAGCCCCGACUCGCCGUGCGGCAGGGGAGCGGCCGCCGGGAGGGCGUCCGUCCUCGGGAGCCCCCGCACCCCCCACGAGGGUGAGGAGAAGGAGGAUGGGACGGUGAUCACACGCUCGCCCAGAAGUCAACGCCUCACGCCCGCAGCACUGCUCUACAGGGCGGCAGUGACACGCAGUCAGAGACGUGGAGUGUCAUCAGAGGAAGAGGAAGGAGAGGUGGACAGUGAAGUGGAGCUGCCGAGGAGACGGCGUCCUGUGAGCAUGACCAAAUGCCAGUCCCUGUCGACGUUUAGCUCCGAGAACUUGUCGGUCUCGGACGGCGAGGAGGGAAACACCACCGACCACUCCCACAGCGGCACGCCGGACGUGGUCAGCACCAACACAGACGAGCGCCUGGACGACAAGAGCGACGACCUCCUGUCUCAGGGCUCGGAGAUUCCCGCCGACCCGUCUGACCUGACCCAGCUGGGCUCCGACAGGCUGUCUGAGAAGGAGGCCAUUCUGCGACAAGUCAAAACCCAGCUCGCUUCAAAUGAACUGAAUUAUGAGGGCCUGUAUGACGACUCAGACUGUGACAGUGCAGAGCUCGACCACUCAGGCAGCGCAGAGCCCAGCCAGCCUCCAGCCAACUGGUGAAAAACCUCCCCCAACACCUCAACCCACUCAGAUGCUCGGCCUCCGAACGCCCCUUUGACUCUCACAGACCUUAGCGAAACACUGAGUCACGAUCAGGGACACAGCAGAGAGGCAGGAAACCAAGGCCCGCCUCCUUCGUCACAAGCAGCAACACAAAACAAGCCCUGAUUAAAUCCCAUCCUGUGGAACUGAAAUGAGGCGUUAGCCGAGCUGCCGGAGCAGCUGCCUCCUCUGCUCACAGAAACUGGCAACCAAGAUCAGCUUCGCAAAAACACAUGAACGACACCUCAGCGACAGAGGCCUCGGUCAGAAAGAGGCCAACGUACACAACCGCCCGGUCACGUCUCCCGCCAUCUUCCAUGUCAAGUUUGUAUUUUCAUCUCCGUCAUGAAAAACGUGUCGUGUUAUUUCACGUCGUGUCAUAUGUGAACAUGUUUAUGAAAUCCUAUCAGGGCUUCUAUUAUAUUUUAACGUUUCAACUAUCAACAUCACUGGGACUCCCACUGGUGUUGCUACUUGCACUUAAUUAAUUUUAUGAAAUGUUCAGAUGUCCACGUGGUCAUUGUGUCAUAUCCUCUCAAAACUUUAUGCACUGACUAAUUUAUUGUUAAUUUACAGAGAAUCCAUCGACAUUUUAAAGAAACAAAGUUUACAUUUUUCAUUUGUGACGUUUACAUUUUUUAUUUAUAUUUGUAAUGCGGAUUAUGUUGCCAUUUUCUACUUCUGUGUUUUAAUAUCCAUGUAAAUAUGUGACGUUGUACAAUGAACAAAUUUUUAAAAUGUGAGAUUGUAUAAUUUAAAGGUGCUGAUGUUUCUAAUUAGGUGGAGCUACUCUAUUUGAACCUCAAAAAGCUUAUGGUAGUAGAAUGUACUGUAGCUGCUGUUCAUGUCUGAGCAUCGAAACACAGAGAAAAAAAAUAGGAGCAACAUGUGAACAAAGAAAAAAGCAAUAUGUCUGCUCUGGUACAGUAUGUCCUGUCGUAUCGCAGGUCAAAGGAACCACAUCCAGGUUCAUUCAGGGCAGACAGGCUUUUUUUUAAAUUAGUAUUGCAGUGUUUGUUGUAUUAAAACACAAUACCUGUUUGAAAUUCCUUUUCUGAGCAUCUAGGUGUGUAUAUAGCAUCAGAAGAGCAUGCUUGUGAAAAGGUAUGGAUGGCCCAUUGGAUAUUUAUGAGCUGUCACAGUUUGGGACUCAGAUCAAAAUGAAGAAUUAGACCGAACCCACAGAGGAAAAAAAUGCAGCGACACUGCUGAUUUAUUGCAGGCAUUUAAUGACUGAAGGCGUAUGGAUGACAGGGACACUGAAACAGAUCUCAGAAUAACUGAUUAAUAAGAUUCAUGGUUUUCUUCUGCCCUCGAUCGGCCCCAGCACGAAGCCACGCUGUGUUUGCAGUGUGCUAACACAGAGAGGACGUCAUGUUGGAGCUGGUGUCAUUUUGGGAAACGUAAUAAUGUGGCUCAUUUAUACAAACAGCCCUGUGGUUCUGUACUGUGGGUGUAGUGUUGUUUUAGUAGAUAAAUCACAGAGAACAACUCUUGGUUUACUCAGCAUCAGGGGGUAAAAAUGCUGAACAGUUCUGGACCUCAACUUUGCAGUUUUUCAGCUCUCAACAUAGCAGAUUACAUACAAGCCCACAGUGCAGUCGCUCAGUUUACUGACAUUGUCCUCGCCAGCUGAAAUUUAAGCCAACAGAUUUCUCACAAAUGUGUAAGGGCUCCUCCAUAAUCAACAGUAUGAUACAUGAAACUGUAGUUCUGAUGUACUUGUGUCCCUUGACAAGCCUUCUUCAUGUGCUCGUGGUUCAAUCAUGACUGUACAACAGCACGUUACAUCCUGUUCCAUUAAUCCAUGACUGAUCAGGUCAAACUCAAUAAGCUACAAAUGGCAGCUUCUUCUUCUUUUUUAGUUUUUAUCUGAUGUUAAGUUUAAAUUUGUACAGCGUUUUAAACUGAUUGAGCCCCCCAAAGGUUUAAAGCUAAAAAUCCUCCUGCAGGAGAAAAUGUUGCCAAAAAGCAAAACUACUGCCCUCUAGUGUCUCGACUGUGGAGGUGAAACAACCCGGUAUGAACUGAAAAUGUUUGCUUUUUAUACUGCAUUAUUGUAACUGUACAAUAAAUAUAUUUAAGAAACAAUUUAAAAUAAAAUCAAACCUGUAAAAUCUCAAACUCGUGUGCUCGGUUUACUCACGACAGGGACUUAAGACAAUCGGUGGUUUGAGCAUUUCACAUCUUUAUUUCUGUAUUUUUUAAACAAUGUUGUGGCACCCAGGUCUACAGUCUCAAAAACGUGCACAAAAGUUUUCUUUCCUGCAAAUAAAAAAUAAAAUAAAAUUCUGACUUGAGCAAAGCAAAGAGCAGGAAAACUAGUGUUAACUCACAACCCUUUCUUUGUCUAGUUCCAGAGCUUCAAUGAUUUCAGUUCUCAGCCUCAUCACAUUUAAUAGACAGAUCAGUCAGUGUCCAGGAGUUAAUCCCCCUUUGGUAGUUAAAAAAAAAUAUUUCCUCCAUUUAAAACAAAUAUUCCAACUUUUUUUUUUUUUUUUUUUAGUAUAUAUCAGUCUUUACAAAAAAAGCGAGGAGAACCCUCUGCUUCCGAUCCCUGGAGCCGAGCCCAAACCCCAAAACCCUCCCAUCCCAGCAAAAUA
Lates calcarifer (barramundi perch) is the source of this 6093-nucleotide messenger RNA. Its product is annotated as mitogen-activated protein kinase kinase kinase 12-like. The record is from RefSeq and is a predicted model, not a curated record. Gene Ontology annotation, biological process: JNK cascade; protein autophosphorylation. Lineage: Eukaryota; Metazoa; Chordata; Actinopteri; Centropomidae. Gene Ontology annotation, molecular function: ATP binding; JUN kinase kinase kinase activity.